UGUUUCUGUAGUGAAUGUGAUGUCCUGUGUUGCAGGCUGGGAGGAGGAGAGCGUGAGCAGCCCCAGCAUCCUGAGGCUGAUCUUCCAGGGCCGCUUCCUGCAUGGUAAUGUCACACUAGGAGCUCUGAAGUUGCCCCCUGGCCGAACAACUGUCAUGCACUUGGUUGCCAGAGAGACGCUGCCAGAGCCGAACUCCCAUGGCCAGAGGAACAGGGAGAAGACUACAGAGAGCAGCUGCUGUCUACUGCUGUAAAACCCAGACAAACCUUCCCCCCACCUCCUCCUCGUCCUUCUGCUCCCCGCUCCCGUCUCUGCUCACCAACCCGUGGUGCAUUCUGGAUGAUUACAGAAGAGUUCCAGGGAGAGUGCGACUAGGUUUUUGUUCAGUGUUUUUGCUCUGUUUAGUAGCUGGAGACUGCUGUGCCAAGUUUAUCAAAUCUCAUAUGUUUGCCUUCGUUCGGUUUUUCUCGUUUCGUUUGGUUGCCUAAUUUACUUGCUUAGUGAAGUGGCCGUUUGUUUCCAGGCCUCCUGAAAAUAUUAAACUCCGCAAAUAUGAAAUACCUGAAUCAUUGACAGGAAAUUACGUAAACAGUUGUGUGAACAGUUUUUUUAGGGGGAUGUCCUGUACUCGAGAGACCUUCUGCUCUCCCAACACCCAAGUGUCAGAGUUUUCACUUGGAUCACACGUCUGACUCAGACGAAGCUUAACAUGCGUCAUAAUCUCAGACUUUUGAUUGCACUUAACACGGAUCCUUAUCUGAAGUUACUAUAUGUGUGUUGUAGUCUUAAUCUUCCCGCCUGCCUCAAACAGAAGGAGCUUACGGAGAGAGAGAGAGGUGUGAUGACACAAGCGCCAGUCUGUUGCUGUGGACCGAGGGAGUCUGCUGUAGCGCUGGUGGAUUUGAUGUGCCAUGGCCACCUACGAUUCUUGCCUUUUGUCUUAGGACCAAUCGAGAGUAGAUCUCAAAGUCGCCAGACUCUUCUUACUGACCAGUUGUGUCAACAUCUGUGCAUGACCCUAGUCUAGUGUUUCCUCACCCUGGAUGUGUACCAGCCGCCUUUAAAAACCAUUCACCCUGUGUCUACUUGAAUAGCGUUUUUUAUUUUCCUCGUCUCCGCUGAAGAAGCAUGAGGGAAGGUUGGCGAUUUUGUGCUUGAUGUGAAAUGACACAAACUCUUCUUCUUGCCCAGUCAGGAUAUAUCAUCUCUAUCCUAUUCCAUUCUUGUCUAACGUGCGUCCUGAGGGACAAAGCCCAGGUGCAAAGAAUAAGGAAAUCAUCAGAAAGCCUCUGUCUGGAGCGAAGGGCUGGGCUGGUAAAAGCCCCCAUUAUAAGCGCUAUGGAUUCAUGAACCCCCUGCUGCGCUGCAGCUUUAGAGGUAAAGAUGUGUGCCAGGAAUGGCCACCCCUAAUGGCCUCCAACUGGGCUGAAAGAAAGAAAAAAAUAAGUGUUUUAUUUCCUAAUGUUUGUAUGCCGUCUGUUUUGUUUGCCUUAUGAUUGUGGGAAAUUAAUAUUAUUAUUAAUAAUGGAGUCAUUUUUAUCUUGUCUGAGUACGGUUGAGUUUUUAUUAGUACACAUAAGAUGGUUGACUCAUGUUAAUUGUGUGUGUGAGAGGCUUUUUUUUUUUUUUUUUCUUUU
Molecule: messenger RNA, 1637 nt
Organism: Sinocyclocheilus rhinocerous
Lineage: Eukaryota; Metazoa; Chordata; Actinopteri; Cypriniformes; Cyprinidae
Product: ubiquitin-like protein 3
Exons: 3
Coding region: 20-253 (77 amino acids)
Source: RefSeq, a predicted model, not a curated record